This is a messenger RNA of Mixia osmundae IAM 14324, 1617 nucleotides long. RefSeq lists its product as uncharacterized. The transcript has 4 exons. Gene Ontology annotation, biological process: translational initiation. Gene Ontology annotation, molecular function: translation initiation factor activity. The coding region runs from base 1 to 1617 and encodes 538 amino acids. The record is from RefSeq and is a predicted model, not a curated record. Lineage: Eukaryota; Fungi; Basidiomycota; Mixiomycetes; Mixiales; Mixiaceae. Gene Ontology annotation, cellular component: nucleus; cytoplasm; eukaryotic translation initiation factor 3 complex.
AUGUCACCGGCACCGCCAGCGAGCACGAUGCAGGAGGAGCCCGUAGCGUCGACGAGUCAGUCGGGCGAUCUGACACUCAAGAUCCUGCCCAAUCUCGACAGGCACCUCGCUCUACCCUUGCUCGACUUUCUCGACGGUCACUCUGAGGACACGACGAACGGGACGACAAACGGCGACGACGAAGACGUGCCUCACUAUGACCAUGCGGAUAUCCUCAAGGCCAAGAUCGACCUCCUCCGUCCGACGAAGAUGGUCACUUACUCUGAGAACCUCGAAAAGGAGCUCGGUCAGACGACGAUGAGUGAGGAGGAGUACAGACAGAGAGAGGCAGCCGUCUUGAAGGAGCUGGAAGAGUACGAGAAGGAAGCGAGCGGAGUGAUGGACAUCAUCUCCAAUCCCCAGGUCUUCCAAUCGCUCAAGCAGGACAAGAUGCAAAAUCUCAUCUUUCUCAAGGAACAACACAACUUGACCGUGGACCAGAUUGGUAUCCUGUACAAGUUUGGCAGGUUUCUCUACUCUGUAGGACGAUACGACUCGGCAGGCGACUACCUCUACCAUUUCCGCGUACUCACACCGGACUCGGAGCUGCUGACUUCCGCCCUCUGGGGCAAGCUGGUCUCCAACAUCCUCGAAGGCAACUUCGACGCCGCUCUAGAAGAGACCAAGCUCCUCAAGGACAACAUCGACGAACACUUCCGAUGGGAAUCGCGUAACUCGCUGCAGGGCCUUCAGCAACGAACCUGGCUUCUUCACUGGUCGCUCUUUGUCUUCUUCAACCACGAGCAAGGCCGAGAAGAGUUGUUAGACACUUGGCUAGCGCAGACCGCCAUCCAGCUACCUUCUUCAGGUCAAUCGCACUACAUCCAGUUUUACCUACCGACCAUACAGACCAAUGCACCCUGGCUGAUCCGCUAUCUUGCUGCCGCCGCCAUCUUGGCGAACCCAAAGAAGAUUGCUUUCAAGAGCAACUCGCAGUCACAUCUUGGUCCCAAUUCUCGCAUACAAACGAGAGAACACCUAGGCGAAGUCGUCAUCGCCGUGCUAAGCCAGGAGACUUACCAGUACAAGGACCCGAUCACCGAGUUCCUCCGGUUGCUCUUUGUCGACCUUGACUUCGAAGGCGCAGCAGAGCAACUGGCGAGGUCUACAAAGAUCAUCAAGUCUGAUUUCUUCCUCGUCGAUUUCCUGGACGAGUUCCAACAGCGCGCGCGACAGCUCUUCAGCGAAGCCUACUGCCGCGUCCACCAUCGUAUUGACAUUGCGGACCUAUCCAGUCGAUUGGGCUUGUCCAGCGAUGAGGGUGAAAAGUGGAUUGUCACCCUUAUCCGCGAUGCUCGCCUAGAUGCCAAGAUUGACUUUAAGGAGGGUGCUGUCUACAUGAACAAGCAAUACACAACAGCGAGUCAAGCCGUCAUCGACAAGACGAAGUCGUUCCUAGAUCGUUCGGCUCGAUUGGCCCAGGCCAUCGAUCCUUCUGCCGGCUCGGAUGGCCAGCAACCCUCUUUCCGUGGCGGGAGAGGGGGCAGAGGAGGUUCAGUAGGACGAGGAGGUGCUUCGGGCAGAGGGAGGGGUGCUCCCAGGGAUGCUUCGGCCGUGUCUCAGUCUGUCGAGGCAUGA